AUGCCUGUGGCUGAAACCGCCCGCAGCGUGCUGAAGAGCAGCCUCUUCGACUUGAAAGUGGUAUCGCUCUGUUGCUCCUGGUACUUUAUCUCCAGUCUUACUUCGCAGUUGACUAAGCACAUCCUCAACGAUUUUGACUUUCCCGUGUUUGUGGGCGAGUUCCAGUUCCUGUGCAGUCUCAUACUCGGUCACAUCACCAUCGCUCUUCUCGGGAGACUCCCGCAAUUGAAGUCCGCGAUUUCGGGAAGCUCAAGGUCGGGCACAGGCUUUGUUUUUAAUCGACGAUUACUGAGAGUUUUCUUCCCCAUGGGCACUUUCCAAUUUAUUGGGAAACUGCUGAGUCUUGCCGCAACUUCACUAUGUCCCGUGGCGACUGUCGCGUCUAUUAGGGCCUUGGGUCCUCUGCUGACGGUAAUGGGAUACCGCAUAUACUACAAAGUCCGCUUCCCGUCCUACACCUACCUCUCUCUCAUUCCCUUGGUUUUGGGUGUCGUUAUUAUCGUCGUCUCGCAAUCCGGAGACAAAGACUCCACAAGAGGCACUAUAUCAGAUCCGCAGCUCAACAGCCAGGAGGACGGAGAGAAAACCAUGCUGCGAGUAAUGCUCCUGGAGAGGUCCGAUUACCUCAAAGGUAUAGCAUUUGCGUUUGCGGCUGCAGUCAUAUUUGCUGGCCAGUCGAUUUACGCCAAAAACGUUGUCACUCCGUCAUCGUACUCUGCGGCUCGAGAUCCAGGGUCGCUCGCCAUCAGCAGGGGGUCGUCGGUCAAUUCCGAUGUUGAAAAGUUUGCUUCUUCUUCCGAACAUCCAAAGCACGAACAGACCAGCGAGUACGAGAGCGCUCUUGAUAAGCCAGAUAAGCUGACAACUCUUAUUUAUUGUGCCACAUAUGGGAUGCUAUACUCGAUUCCCGCAUUCAUCACCUACGAGUGCCACGAGCUAUUCUUUGGUGUGAGAAAAGUUUCUGAGUCCACGUACCUCCCUAACUAUAGCUGCAUACCAUGGACCAUGCUGGUGCUAAACGGAAUCAGCCAUUUCAGUCAAUCAUUGCUGGCAUUUCAUAUUCUUGCUCUGUUGCCCACUGUUACGUACUCGAUCGCCGCCAUGAUGAAAAGAAUAGUCAUCAUCAGCGUCAGCAUGAUCAUUACCGGCAAAAGACUCUCCCUGCUAGAGGUCACCGGAUUAGUGCAUGUUGCCGUUGGCCUCUAUUGCUACGAUCGAUGGGGGUCAAAGCGCUGA
Molecule: messenger RNA, 1236 nt
Organism: Ogataea angusta
Lineage: Eukaryota; Fungi; Ascomycota; Pichiomycetes; Pichiales; Pichiaceae
Exons: 1
Coding region: 1-1236 (411 amino acids)
Biological process (GO): phosphoenolpyruvate transmembrane import into Golgi lumen
Cellular component (GO): Golgi apparatus; endoplasmic reticulum
Molecular function (GO): phosphoenolpyruvate transmembrane transporter activity; antiporter activity
Source: RefSeq, a predicted model, not a curated record